AUAAACACUUUUUAGACUUUUUAUAUAUAACACUUUAUUAUUACAAGUUCAAAUACAAAAUAACUAUAAGCACUGUCGUAAGCUUGGUAGACCUACAACGAGGGCUGACUAUCAUCUACGUAAAGUAAUGGAGAAAUUCAGCACAUCCCGUUAUAAAUGUUAUUUACAUUACUCAAUUAACAUGCAAUUGUCAAAGCUCAAAAAAUAAAAAACGCUUCUGAAGAUUCUGUGGUUUGGACUAAAUAUAUUAAGAUGUCGUCAAACAGUACUAUUGGAAAUUCUAAAAAUACUGUUAUGCUUACUCAAACUGAUUCAGAUCCAAGUAAUGAUCUCAUACGAGAUGCUAAUAGUAACUGUGAACUUAAUUAUGAUGGAUUAAAGCAACAAUGUGAUAAGGCAAUGGAUGAGUUGAUGAAGUUGAGAAAACAACAUGGAGAAAUAAUGCGAAAAUUCGAUCAGACAAGAAAAGAAUUGGAAUACUAUCGUGAUCGAAAUAAAGUUAUGAUUAAUCGAAUUGAACAGGCUGACCAAGAAUCAUCUUCAUUAUAUGCUAAGCUAGCUGUCGAAACACAAAUUUUGAAUAGAUCCGAACAGGAUAUUCCUGAAGUUGAUACAGCAAGUGGUGAUUCGCUUAAUGAUCACUUCAUCCCAUAUGAUUCAAGGCCAGAAAAUUAUGAAGCUUUGAGAAAGGCAUAUGAAAACUUGCACACUAAUCAUUCAGCAGCUGUUAAAAAAAUGGACAAGAUGAAAGAUGAAAUUAAUCAACUAAAAAAACAAUGUGAUGAAUUAUUUAAAGAACGCGAUACAGCUUUUCGAGAAAAAGAUGGUUUUAAACAACAGUAUAUAGCUGCUAUACGCCAAUUGAAUUCAACAGUUCAAGAACGUAAUAAUCUUCAAGUUGCUAUACAAAAAAUUCAACAACAAAAUAAAGAAACGAUCAUGGAAAUGAAAGCUGCUGCUAUUUAUAGUUUAAAAGUUAGUAAGGAACUUAAAGAAUUGAAUAAAGCUCAUGGUGAUGCUGUUGAAGAAUAUAGACUCAUUAUGAGUGAGCGUGAUGUUGUUAAUAAUGAAGUCGAAAAGCUUUCUGAAGAUUUAUCUCAAGCUUAUAACAAAAAUAAAUUAUUGGAAAAUGAAAUAAAAUCUUGUAGAGAUGAAAAAAAAACUCUACAAUUGCACGUUGAAUCAUUAAAACGUGAAAUAUCAUCAGCAUUACAUGAUCGUGAUAAAGCACUUAAAGAAUGUAAUGAUUAUCAAAAAAGAUUUGGAGAGAUAACAACUAAAAAUGAAUCUCAAAGAGAAUUUAAGAGUCUUUUAAAUUAUAACUUCAGUAGAGAAAGAGAAAGAAAAAAUAGAAAUGAUUCGCGAGAACAAGAUGCUCCUUUAGAUUUAUUUAACUCUUGUAAAAAAGAACGUAUAGAUAAUCUAGAUCUAGCUAAUCAGGAAAUUGAACGUUUAAGAAAUUUAGCAAAUAAAUAUCAUAAUGAAUUAGACGAAUCUCUAGAGGAAGCAGAAAUAUCUAAAAGACGUCGUGAUUGGGCUUUUAGUGAACGCGAUAAAAUUGUGUUAGAGCGUGAAAGUAUACGAACCCUCUGUGACAGUUUAAGAAAACAGCGUGAUGAUGUUGUGAGCAAGUUAGCGCUUGCUAUUACAGACUGUGAUGAUGUGAUGAAACAAAAAAGUGAUACAGUUAAAGAACUCAAUUAUUUUAAGGAAAAAAUGGGAUCUCAAUUAGAAAAAGAAGUUCGUUUACUAAAAUUACAGUCUACUGGUUGUUAUAGUCAGGAUUCUGCAAUAGAUACCGACCUUCAAGACUGGGAUACAGAAAUAUUAAAUAUUGAUUUGGGUGUUUUAGGGACAAAUGAAGAUUUAGGAAUUGAUUUACUUGGUGGAAGAGAUGAUCCUUUGUAUCCCAACGAUAAUGCAAUUUAUAUAACAUCGGUCAAUAAAGGAAGUGUUGCAGCAAGGAAAUUGAGAGUUAAUGACUGUAUAUUAAAAGUGAAUACCCUUGAUUGUACAUCAAUUAGUAAGCGAUUAGUUUUGGAGACUAUAAGAUCAUUAAGCAGUGCUACUUUUGUUAUAAGACGAAGAAAACCUGCUUCUCCAUCUAAGAGUUUUUUCACAACUCAACUUCAAGUAAAUAAUUGUGAUCAUGGAAUCUCAUUGGAAACUGGUGUAUACAUUAAUAAAAUAACACCCGGAUCUCUGGCUGCUAAAGAUGGAAAUUUAGAUGUUGGUGAUAGAGUGUUAAGUAUUAACAACACAACAGUAGAUCAUAUAAAACAUUCAAGAGAAGCAAUGCUAUUACUGCAUGAACCUGGUGAUGUAUUAACUAUUACUACUAUGAAAUCAACAUAUUGUGCUGGAAAUUGUGGUUAUGGUCCAAAUCGUAGUACUUAUAAAAAAUAUACUAAUAGUGCAACACAAACAAAUACAUCUAAGUAUUCAAUAUAUCAAAAAUCAUAUCAAAAACCUCAAUAUGUUCAGUCAAGAGGAGUGAUGGUCGAUGUACUAGAAAAACCUCAUAAAAAUCCUUCACCUAUCAAAAAUUCUAUCUCUGAGAAAGAUCAAGAGGAUGCAAUAGCAGAAUUAGAUUCUGUAAUUGAUGCUUUUAGACCUCAUCCUGCACCCCUGACUAAUACUAAAUAUCCUUGUCAUCAUAGAAAAUCUAAGGAAUUAGACAAGAUUGGUGGUACUUGGCCAAAAGCUAGAAGUGGCCCUGUUAUUGAUCAUGGAAUUGGUACAAUACUUCAUCCUCAUAAAAAUAAGAAACGUUUGCCAUUAUCUGUACUUUUAAAUAAUCUUCCGUCUUGCUCAUCACAAAAUAAUUCAAAAACUGUUACUCCAUUAAUAGAUUUCUCUGUCAAGUCUGGUAAAGCUGGUAAAGAUUUAAUGGACUAUUAUGUUAAAAUGAAAACUGCUAAAUAUAAAAAUAGCGGUACUGAAAGUAAAACAGGGGAUAGCCUUGCCACAAAACCUACAUCACAAAAUAUGUAUGUACCAUCAUCAACCAAUGCUCAUCAUUUUUCUAUUCCACAAAACAGAAGAUAUUCUCAACCAUCUCAAUCUUAUAGCGGAAAAUCAAUGUUAUAUUGUUUUGAACCUCCUUAUAGUCAUGUUUCUCAAUUUAAUCAUGGUCACUCUCUGUCGGUUGAUAUGGACUACAAUAAAAAUACAAAUGGAUCAUCUCAUCGCAUAAUGACUAAUAUCAGCUAUCGUGGUGAAGAUAAGCCAGCAUCUAAUCAUGGUUAUGAAAUCGGUACAUUUCCUAGAAAGAGAGAAACUCCUAGAUUUAGAAUCACUUCCAACCCAAGCGUGACUAAUAAAAGUAGUGGUGGUACAGUUGACAUAUCGACUGGGAGUAUUAAUCGAUCAAUUAGUAGUGAAAGAGAUAGCCCAAUGCUAACUUUUAAAGUUGAAGUUCUUAAUCCUGGACAAAUAUCUAUGCCUGCCAAUAAGCGACAAACUGUAUAUGAUUGGGCAUCAAAAUAUUUCAAAAGACCACUACUAAGAGAUGUUCGAAGUGGUCCAUUAAAUGGCGAGUUGAGACGGAUCAGUAUAGAGAAAUCAGACGUACCUCUAGGAAUUCAGAUAUUUUGUGUCGAUAAUAGUGGAGUUUUUGUAUCUUCUGUUACCAGUGAACAUAGUGUGGCUUACAAAGUAGGUAUUCAAGUCGGAGAUCAGCUAUUAGAAGUUUGUGGAAUAAACUUGAGAAGUACAACAUAUGAGUUAGCUGCAAAUAUUUUACAGUAUUGUGGAAACUCAGUUACCAUACUAGUACAAUACAAACCAGAUAAAUACGACGAGCUAAAAGGCGCCAAAAGUUCAACAAGCAGCAGUUCAGAAACUCCAACACCAUGCAAUUCACCUACUUUGAACUACUCACCUACCAAAAAAAUGUGAAAAUUGGUAUCAGGUGGAUUCAUAGGCUCCAUUGACCAAUAUAUUACCGGAUAAUCCAAGUCUUAGUAGUCACUCUAUUCAGAAAUCCGUCCGGCCUCUGGGUGUACCUACAACUUUGUUGUCACUCGUCAGUAAGCUAUUAUCAAG
Molecule: messenger RNA, 4047 nt
Organism: Metopolophium dirhodum (rose-grain aphid)
Lineage: Eukaryota; Metazoa; Arthropoda; Insecta; Hemiptera; Aphididae
Product: disks large homolog 5-like
Exons: 15
Coding region: 253-3900 (1215 amino acids)
Molecular function (GO): protein binding
Source: RefSeq, a predicted model, not a curated record